This is a messenger RNA of Aphanomyces invadans, 2319 nucleotides long. RefSeq lists its product as hypothetical. NCBI's taxonomy places the organism in Eukaryota, Oomycota, Saprolegniomycetes, Saprolegniales, Verrucalvaceae. Gene Ontology annotation, biological process: fatty acid beta-oxidation using acyl-CoA oxidase; lipid homeostasis. The record is from RefSeq and is a predicted model, not a curated record. The transcript is spliced from 11 exons. The coding region runs from base 806 to 2200 and encodes 464 amino acids. Gene Ontology annotation, molecular function: fatty acid binding; FAD binding; acyl-CoA oxidase activity. Gene Ontology annotation, cellular component: peroxisome.
CAGCAAGUUUCUGUCUCAUGGCGGCGAACAACGCAGACGUCCUGGCGAGCGAACGGUGCCGCAGUCCUGCCACGCUGGCGAUCGAGAUGUCCGAGGUGUUUACCCAUGGAAGCCAAGCUAGUCGCGAGACGUACAUGCGACUUUGUAAACUGCUGGAAGCCCAUCUUUCGUUCGAGGAUGCGCAGAAGAUGCUAAGCGAAUCCAUUGAGAACCAACGUGUGCUAGCUCUGCGGCUCGCGUGUCUUGUGGAGAAGCUAAUUUUGAUGCACCGUUUGAGUAACACAGACGCCGAAGUACUUCGCGUCAUUUCCCAGGAUCUCACGGGGUACGCGACUCCCACGUUGCUGCAUCAUGCGAUGUUUACCAAGAACCUUGCGAGCAUUUUCACGCCGGAACAGGUAGCAGCGUGGGGAACGCCCAUCGAUUCGUUCCAAUGGCUUGGGUGCUACGCCCAAACUGAGCUCGGCCAUGGGUCGAAUCUCCGAUCUCUUGAGACGACAGCGACGUUCCUCCCGGACGUCGACGAAUUCGAACUCCACUCGCCGACUCUGACGUCGAUCAAGUACUGGCCGGGGGCGUUGGCAAGCACAGCCAACAUGGCCGUCGUGUACGCACGGCUUUUGAUCCACGGGACGGACCACGGUGUCCAUAGCUUCCUACUGCAGCUGCGCGACUUCACCACGCACAAGCCUCUCCCUGGCAUCACGGUCGGUCACAUCGGCAGUACGUCACAUCUGCCAUUCCAUUCGUGGGCUCUACGAGUGGAGUCGCACGGCUCCGUUGGUUUUCGUUGGUUGCGUGACCAAUGUCCAUCUCGAGCAUUUUUGCGAUCCAUCUAAAUGACGUUGCUCGUAUGCGGUGGAGAGAUGUGUGGAUUUUUCAACGCGUGUACUCAUUCUCGUUGUUUUCGUCGUCGACAACAGACAAGCUCGCGUUCAACACUGUGGACAACGGGUAUUUGAAGCUCGAUCGCGUUCGCAUUCCUCGCGCGAACAUGGCGAUGAAGUUUUCGACGGUGGCGCGAGAUGGCACGUACUCCCGAGCGGAUGGGGCGAAGCGCGAAUUGUCGUAUUUUACGAUGCUGCAGAUGCGGUUUCACAUGGUGCAUGGCAGCGCCAAGACGCUGUCCAAGGCCGCUACCAUCGCCGUGCGCUAUUCGGCCAUUCGGCUGCAAGGAUUGUCGGCCACAGCGCCCCACGGUGAAGUCCGUGUGCUCGACUACCAAUCGCAACAACACCGCGUGCUCCCUCGCGUGGCCGAGAGCUUUGCCAUUUUUGCGACGAGCCACGUGUACAAUGCGUUCUGCACUCAAGCCACCGCCAUGGUCGACACGUCCCCCGACUCGAUCGACGCCACGUCCCUCGCGAUGGCCCAUGCCAUCAGUUGCGCGCUCAAGGUCGCGGCCAGUGAGUUGUGCACACGCGGCAUUGAAAUCUGCCGCCGAGCGUGUGGCGGCCACGGAUACCUGCAAUCGAGUGGUCUUCCGGAGUUGGGUGGCUUCGCGGCCCAGUUCGUGACGGCGGAAGGUGAAAACUACGUCAUAUCUCAGCAAACGACGCGCACGUUGCUCAAAUUGGUCGGUGCCUACCGCAUGGGUGUUGCGCUGCCGCCAUCGCUUGAGAUUUUUCAUGCCCUCGACGGUCCCUUGCCAAAGUUGAGUGCGACCGACUACGAAGCGCUCUUCCGCUAUCGCUUCCUGUCGCUGCUUCACCAAUUCGACGCGACUGCCGCAGCCUACCCGUCACCCGACGUUGCGAUUCAGACCAACUUGAUCGAGUCCCACCACCUCGCUCUCUGCUACGGCAAGUACGUCCUCGUCCACGAAUUCGCGGCGGCGGUCGAGUCACUGUCGCGCGCGACCAAGCCCAUUGCCGUCGCCCUCUUUGAGCUAUUUUGCGUGACCCAAUUGCAGGAGGACUUGGGCGACUUCAUGGCGCUCGUUCAGUUGCCGACGUCGGCACGCGCGUCCCUGCACGCCCGCCUGACGCACCUGUUGGACGCUGUGCGACCCCACGCCGUGGCGCUAGUCGAUGCUUUCGACCACUCGGACGUGAGUUUGAACUCGACGUUGGGACGUGCCGAUGGAAACGUGUACGAUGCCUUGAUGCAGUCGAGUCUCCUCUACGCGUCGGACGCCGUUCCUGGUUUCACCGAGUACCUCCAGCCGCUGCGCCGCCUUCACGCGUCGUCGCGGUUGUAGACGGCAUGCGUUCUUUCGACAUGCAUCCGUUAAACGAAACCAAUCGACUUGGUCUCGCUGUGUUUGGGAGCCGACGGAGUCGACUCCUGCCCAGGUCAGUUGGUGGGGGCAUCAAUCGC